Molecule: messenger RNA, 228 nt
Organism: Loa loa (African eye worm)
Lineage: Eukaryota; Metazoa; Nematoda; Chromadorea; Rhabditida; Onchocercidae
Exons: 3
Coding region: 1-228 (75 amino acids)
Biological process (GO): immune response
Cellular component (GO): lysosome
Molecular function (GO): cysteine-type endopeptidase activity
Source: RefSeq, a predicted model, not a curated record
AUGUUUAAAAAAUAUGACAACAGCAAUAGCUGCUACAAUGAACCAAAUUGUGAUGAAAUUGACCAUGCAGUACUGAUUGUUGGUUAUGGAACUCAUCAAACCUAUGGGGAUUACUGGAUUGUUAAAAACAGUUGGGGUACCGGUUGGGGAGAUAAUGGGUAUUUUUAUAUGGCACGAAAUAGAGGUAACAUGUGCGGUAUCAGUUCCGUAGCUUCAUUUCCCGUAUAA